Molecule: messenger RNA, 2582 nt
Organism: Drosophila novamexicana
Lineage: Eukaryota; Metazoa; Arthropoda; Insecta; Diptera; Drosophilidae
Gene: pAbp
Product: polyadenylate-binding protein
Exons: 6
Coding region: 241-2178 (645 amino acids)
Cellular component (GO): cytoplasmic stress granule; ribonucleoprotein complex; nucleus
Molecular function (GO): poly(U) RNA binding; poly(A) binding; mRNA 3'-UTR binding
Source: RefSeq, a predicted model, not a curated record
GGUUUAUUAGCCGAAAAAAAACUCAAAAAAAUAUUAAACAAUUGGUUAGAUGCAGUCAUUUGUUUGGAUUAAUUGAGUGUUGUUUAUUUCGUAUAAAAUACAAAAAACCAAAAAAAUUUAACUAAUCGAGUGCAUUUAAACAACAAACGUUGUGUACUUGUGAAUCCGCGCAUUAAGCACGUCGCGUUGCGAAAGUCUUGCUACACCCCCCACCGACACCGGAGGACCUAAUCACCAAAAAUGGCUUCUUUAUACGUGGGUGAUUUACACCAGGACAUUAACGAAGCGGGACUAUUUGAGAAGUUCUCCACUGCUGGCCCAGUUCUGUCCAUUCGUGUCUGCCGCGACGUUGUUACCCGUCGCUCAUUGGGCUAUGCCUACGUCAAUUUCCAGCAGCCAGCCGAUGCUGAGCGUGCUUUGGAUACAAUGAAUUUUGAUUUGAUUCGCAACAAGCCCAUACGCAUUAUGUGGUCGCAACGCGAUCCAUCACUGCGCCGCUCCGGAGUUGGCAAUGUGUUUAUCAAGAACCUGGAUAAGGCAAUUGAUAACAAGGCUAUUUAUGACACUUUCUCCGCGUUUGGAAACAUUUUGAGCUGUAAAGUAGCUACCGAUGAAAAGGGCAACUCCAAGGGCUACGGAUUUGUCCAUUUUGAAACAGAGGAGGCAGCGAAUACGUCCAUUGAUAAGGUCAACGGCAUGUUGCUUAACGGCAAGAAGGUCUACGUCGGCAAAUUCAUUCCUCGCAAGGAGCGCGAGAAGGAGCUCGGCGAGAAGGCCAAGCUCUUCACAAAUGUCUACGUUAAAAACUUUACCGAGGAGUUUGAUGAUGAGAAGCUGAAGGAAUUCUUUGAGCCAUACGGCAAGAUUACCAGCUACAAAGUCAUGUCCAAGGAAGAUGGCAAGAGCAAGGGCUUCGGCUUCGUUGCCUACGAAACAACAGAGGCUGCUGAGGCCGCCGUGCAAGCGCUCAAUGGCAAAGAUAUGGGCGAGGGCAAAUCUCUUUAUGUUGCCCGUGCACAAAAGAAGGCCGAGCGCCAACAGGAGUUGAAACGCAAAUUUGAGGAGCUAAAGAAGAAGCGUCACGAGUCCGUGUUCGGUGUGAAUCUGUACGUCAAGAAUUUGGACGAUUCCAUUGACGACGAGCGCCUGCGUAAAGAGUUCUCGCUAUAUGGAACAAUCACCUCGGCUAAGGUUAUGACUGACGAGGAGGGCCGCUCCAAGGGUUUUGGAUUUGUUUGCUUCAUUUCACCCAAUGAGGCCACUUGCGCCGUGACUGAACUAAACGGCCGUGUCGUGGGCAGCAAGCCAUUGUAUGUAGCACUGGCCCAGCGUAAGGAGGAGCGCAAGGCGCACCUUGCAUCACAGUAUAUGCGUCACAUGACCGGCAUGCGUAUGCAGCAGUUGGGACAGUUAUUCCAACCCAAUACCGCUAGCGGUUUCUUCGUACCCACAAUGGCGCCCAGCCAACGUUUCUUUGGCCCACAGAUGACCACACAGAUGCGCAGCACGCCACGCUGGGCACAACAGAUGCGCCCCGCCACAGCGGUGCAGAGUGUACAGGCCGGCGCCGCUUCAGCUGCUGCCUCAGCCGCUGCCGGUGGCUUCCAGGGUGCAGCCGGUGCUGUGCCAACUCAGUUCCGUCAGUCCGGAGCCGGAGCGCGCGGUGCACAGCCCCAGCAGGUGCAGGGCACCCACGCUGCAGCUGCUGCCGCCGCUGCAGCCAACAAUAUGCGCAGCUCUGGCGCACGCGCUAUCACAGGCCAGCAAUCGGUGGCCGCUCCCAACAUGCAAAUCGCUGGCGCUCAAAUUGCCGGCGGAGCUCAGCAGCGUGCUGCAAGCUACAAGUACACCGCCAACAUGCGUAACCCGCCAGUACAACAGAUGCAACAGGCCCAGCCGAUGCCACAGCAGCUGCAGGGCAAAAACCAAGAGAAGCUUAUUGCCUCAUUGCUGGCUAAUGCCAAGCCACAGGAGGCGAAACAGAUCUUGGGCGAGCGUCUGUAUCCAAUGAUUGAGCGCAUGCAUGCCGCACUGGCUGGAAAAAUCACUGGCAUGUUGCUGGAGAUUGAGAACUCAGAGCUUUUGCACAUGCUGGAAGAUCAGGAGGCACUCAAGGCCAAGGUUGAGGAGGCAGUCGCUGUGCUCCAGGUGCAUCGCGUCACUGAGCCCGCAAACUAAGCUCGAACAACAAAGCGGAUUUAAAAUUUUUUAUAAAUCACUCGACACCCAAAAAUUUUUUUCCCACAUUCACUUUCAAUUUUAAAAAUUAAAAAAAAAAAAACCAAAAGGAACACAUGAAUUCGCAUUGAUGCUCAAGCAAAGAAAAAACGCAGCGAAUGACACAAGAAAUAUAACAAGAAUAGGAUGAACAAUAAACUUGAUGGCUAAAAGAAGAUGAGAGGAAAGCUCCAAAAUAGCCGACUAUUUACUCUUUUCCGUUAGGGCAACGACAUAAAAACAAUUUCAAUCAUUUAAUUUCGAACGCAUUUACGCAUGACCACAACGCAGAGGAAAUUAGCUACCUGCUUACAACAAAGGAAACAAAAUGCAUCAGGCGCAGAUGUUUUUUUUUAUAUAUAUAU